Messenger RNA from Tinamus guttatus (white-throated tinamou), 2697 nucleotides. RefSeq names its product dishevelled binding antagonist of beta catenin 2 (gene DACT2). Gene Ontology annotation, cellular component: cytoplasm. Lineage: Eukaryota; Metazoa; Chordata; Aves; Tinamiformes; Tinamidae. Gene Ontology annotation, biological process: negative regulation of nodal signaling pathway. The record is from RefSeq and is a predicted model, not a curated record.
AUGGCCCAUCCUGUGUGUGUACCCAACUGCCAGGGAAGACUAGCAGACAGAGGAAGGGGUGAAGCUAGGGCACACACACGCGGGCAAACGCCACAUCCCCGCCUGGAGGCCACGCUCGCCGCCCUCAAGGAGCAGCUGUCUCGUUUGAGGAGACAGGAUGUCGGCUUGAAAAGCCACCUGGAUCAACUAGACCAGCAAAUAAGUGAGCUGAAGCUGGACGUCAGUAAGACCUCCAGUGAAUACCUGGACAGUGACAGCCGGCCGAGCUCAGGCUUCUAUGACCUGAGUGAUGGUGGUUCUUGCUCACUCUCCAAUUCCUGCACCUCCGUGUACAGUGAGUCCAUCUCCUCCUCCCACACCAGUCUGUUGCCGAGCUCUCAACACCCUAAAGCAAGGCUCAGUGUGUUUGAUUACCGACCCAAGUCUGCAGAUGAAACUACUGUGCACAGCACCAGCUUCCCACAACAGGGAACCUAUGCCAGCGAUGUAUGUCGAAUUACGGAUAACACAGACGUUUCUGGGACUCCAGCCAGGUCCCGACCAAGGCCAGUUUCCACAGGUGACUUGGAAAGACUCAUUCCAGCAGACGGUAGAUUUCAGAAAGAGACAGAUCCCAAAUUCAUGUUGCCCCUUUGCCAUACAGGAGAACUACACUUGUUCAACAUGGACCCCAAAUUCCAGAAUGAUUUGGUCUCUAAGAACGGCAUUGAUGUAUACCCUUACCCAAGCCCCCUUCAUGCAGUGGCUUUGCAGAGCCCCCUCUUCUCCCUGGUGGGGACAUCCCCAGAAACAGACCUCCAGACUCCCUCCAGCAAACCCCUGCCUAGUGUGACGGGUCCCAGCCUGAUGAGGACUAGGCCAACCACAGAGGCCAAGCCAGGGGGUUACAUCAAUAAAUUACUCCAGCUGACGAGAUGCAAAGGCAGCAAUGGGGCCGAUGCCAGCGAGCGGGUUUCCACAAAGAGCCAGCCAUCUGCAAUGCACCAGAGACUCAUUAUAACCCCCAGCACUGGCGGAGUGAAAAUUAACAGCAGCAGUAGCCAGCUGGAAAAACAAGGGAGCUCUCUGGAAAGCAACAAAGCUGAGGGGAAGUUCCAGAGAGAGGUGCCGGAGGGGGAAUGUGCUAAGCAGCAGCAGACCACAUGCUCUCUGAAUGGAGAGCUGCUGCCGUCCACCCCGCCUGACACAGAACCGUCAGCUGUGAAUGCUUCUUAUCCUGCCAAGUCAGCUGCAAGGAGCUCUCCUCUGUCAGAAGCAAUGGAGAGUAGCGAGGAGCACAGUUCAUCCUGUUCACAGCUAUGCCAGGAUGACUCCAGCCAGAGCACGUGGAACUCUAAGCCUGUCCCAUCAAAAAAGCUGCCCCUCAAAAGAUGUGGAAACCCCAAACUGACUAACACCGGGGGUCAUGAGCGAGCAGUACGGAGUGAGUUUGUUCAUGCUCAGUUUGUCCCUGCAGAAUCCCACCAGGUCCGGGUCAAGUUUGCCAAUUCCAAAACAAAGGCAGUAAAGAUAAAGAGGAGAAACAGUGAAAAAGUGCUCCGGCCUGGGAACCAGGCCUUUUGCAUGGAGAAGGCAAGAGGGCUCCAUGGAGCUGCCAGGCUGCCUGCGGAGUGGAAUCAGCCCCAAAGACCACAUGGAAUGAAGAACCUUGCACGGAGACCUUCGUAUUCAGGUGAUGUGACUGGCAGGUCAUGCUCAGAGUCUAGCCUCUUGCCCACGCAGCUCAGACUGCUCCCCGUGCCGUCCAGGCCGGAGCUGCGUGGGGCUUCUGCUAAUGCGCUGUACUCCCUCGAAGCAGCUUAUGUGGAUGCAGCCGCCAAGAAGAAGCAGCGCAAGUGGCAAUCCACAGUGGAGAUUUCUGCCAAAGCCAACCUCUCUAGUGGCCUUGGUCUCGGGGCACCAAAGCAGCCAGCAAGGAGGGCUGGUGUCCUGCGUACUGUGAGUAUGAGGGCUCGCUCAAAGAGUCAUUGCCAUGGAGCUAAUGCCAAAAGCGAGUCAGACCACUCUGAGUACUCCGCAGAGUGCGCGUCUCUCUUUCACUCCACCAUCGCAGAGACCAGCGAAGGGGAGGUCAGCGAUUUCACGGCUAACCGCUUUGGGGACAGUGAGUCCAGUGAAAGCAAUCUGGGCAGCAGCAGUAGCGGCAGCAGCCUUGCCCUUGACUAUGAUGAGGGUGAUGAAAAUGAGCUGAUUUGGCCUGAAGCUUCUGUCAGACAAUCAGGGUCUGUCCAGGCCUCUUCCAGGCCGCUUCCCCCAGUUCCCAAAAUCUGUCGCAUCAAAGCUUCAAAGGCACUAAAGAAGAAGAUUAGGAGAUUCCAGCCUGCUUCUCUAAAGGUUAUGACCAUGGUUUGAGGGAGAUCAAUCAUCUCUUUAUCCCAGUGAGACAUCCUGCUGGCUGUCCUUUGCUAAACAGAAGAACUGAUGUGUGGAGAAAAGGACUUGCUUAAAUGAACUGUGAACAAUCCCUGAAUCAACACAAGGGAUCUUCUAAUUUGUUAAUGCUUGGACAUAAAUAUCCCUGUAACUUCCUCUUUUGCCAUUUACUCUGUAAAUAUGGAUCUAUAUAUAUUGUAUGAUGCCUUUUCUUACUAAGCAGAAGGGUCAUCAUGAUAAAAAUGAAAUGUUAAUAUGCGAUGACAUUCCCAAACAGCCUGUGCUGUAGGAUUUUGUGGGCAGGUUCUUGAGAGGUUUUUGUCC